Argiope bruennichi is the source of this 912-nucleotide messenger RNA. RefSeq names its product vesicle transport protein USE1-like (gene Use1). Gene Ontology annotation, biological process: retrograde vesicle-mediated transport, Golgi to endoplasmic reticulum. Bases 106 to 846 code for a protein of 246 amino acids. The transcript has 6 exons. Gene Ontology annotation, molecular function: SNAP receptor activity. NCBI's taxonomy places the organism in Eukaryota, Metazoa, Arthropoda, Arachnida, Araneae, Araneidae. The record is from RefSeq and is a predicted model, not a curated record. Gene Ontology annotation, cellular component: endoplasmic reticulum; SNARE complex.
UAGCCGCAAUAAGUGUGGAAACAACAACAAAUCUUGUAGAUUUUGCAUGUUACAACUAAUUCAUGUUCUCUUCAGUUUACAGAUGUGUUUUAUCCCAGCUUAAAUAUGAGUACUCCGAUAUCUAAGGAAGAAAUAAAUUUCAUUAGACUAUUAACACGAUGCGAAAAUUUCGUACCUAAACGGGAGCCAAAUGAAUGGCGAUUGGAACAAUAUGUUAAAAAUAUUGAAGAAAGACUUGCAGAACUGAAGAAAAUGAAUACUUGUCAAUCAAGUCAAGAUACUUUGACUGAAUACACAAGAAGAGUUGAAUUUCUUAGAGGAGUUUUAGAAGCUGAAAAAUUACCAACAGUAACUGAAAAGGCCAUGGCAAACCAGUUAUUAGCUCCUGGAUCAUUUACUACUCCCAGUAAUAAAAUUCAUCAACAAACUAAAGCUCAAUAUUUAAAAGAAAUGAGAGAGGAAUUAUUAGGAAAGAGUGAUGAUAGUGGAUUUGAUGGAAUGCGAUUAAGAAAGACAAGUAGCAGUGUACCUCAAGAUGAUUUUGAUGCUGUCAUGCAGUAUCAUAAUUCAAUGCAAGAAAAAGUGGCCCAAGAAAUGAUGUCACUUGUUCAGAACUUGAAGCAGAAUAGUUUGUUAGCUGGGCAUAUCAUUAAAAAAGAUACUGAGGCUCUUCAAAAAUCAACUUCUUUGGCUGAUGAUCGACAUUCGCAGCUUAAAACUGAAAGUGAGAAACUAGAAACUUUUGUGAAAAAAUCUUGUAAUUGGGGUGUAUGGAUAAUGAUUUUGAUUGUAUGUUUUACAUUUAUGUGGAUGAUUGUAUUUAUUCGUUUAUUCCCUAAGCGGUGAUAUUUUGAUAAUGUAUUUAGUCAAAAAUUUUCAUGUGUAUAUAUGAUUAAAGAUAUAUAUAUUUUA